Messenger RNA from Didymosphaeria variabile, 513 nucleotides. RefSeq lists its product as uncharacterized. Bases 1 to 513 code for a protein of 170 amino acids. The transcript has a single exon. NCBI's taxonomy places the organism in Eukaryota, Fungi, Ascomycota, Dothideomycetes, Pleosporales, Didymosphaeriaceae. The record is from RefSeq and is a predicted model, not a curated record.
AUGCCAGCUCAUCCGCACAAGUUCGAAAGCGAGCUUGCUUUCCUCAGCCAGGUUUUUAACUCAUUCAGCUUCUCCGCCAUGGCUGAUCCAUUCUCGGUAACGGGUAGCGCUGUCGGCGUCGUCUCGCUCGCGAUACAGAUAUGCAAAGGCUUAGUUUGGUACAUUGACAAUGCCAGAGGUGCAAAGGAUAAGGUGACCCACAUCUCCAGCCUUAUGGAAAAGUUGACAGAUCUUCUCGAACUAUUGGAGUCCGUCAUCGGAAAGCUCGAGCCUAGUAUAUCCGGGUCGGCAACCAAAGCGGGCAUCGAAGCAUGCGCAGAGGCUCUUGAGCAGAUAAAGAGACGGAUGGCAGACAACGGCAGGACAAGCGACUCUAAGUUCCGCCAACAGCUCAAAAUGCUCAAACAUCGCCUCUCGUUCCCAUUUAAACAAGAUGACAUCAUGUUUUGGAAAGACAUGGUGGAGAGCAUCCAGCAGAAUCUGCAUACGGCGCUAUUAGCACUUCAGAUGUAA